AUGGCGUAUGCACUGCCUCACUGCCUCACUGCCUCACUCACCCAGACCCGCGAGGGAAAAAGAGGUGCCCCGGUUUGCUUGAAGCAGAAGCAGAAGCAGAAGCAGAAGCAGAAGCAGAAGCAGAAGCAGAAGCAGAAGUAA
Plenodomus lingam JN3 is the source of this 141-nucleotide messenger RNA. NCBI's taxonomy places the organism in Eukaryota, Fungi, Ascomycota, Dothideomycetes, Pleosporales, Leptosphaeriaceae. The record is from RefSeq and is a predicted model, not a curated record.